Messenger RNA from Xylaria bambusicola, 2103 nucleotides. RefSeq lists its product as uncharacterized. NCBI's taxonomy places the organism in Eukaryota, Fungi, Ascomycota, Sordariomycetes, Xylariales, Xylariaceae. The coding region runs from base 519 to 1397 and encodes 292 amino acids. The record is from RefSeq and is a predicted model, not a curated record. Gene Ontology annotation, molecular function: protein binding. The transcript has 2 exons.
GGCUUGGCCCGGAUCAUCGGCACAGCCCAGACCCCAUCCCUGAAGUUGUUGCGGGCAGAAACCGUUCAGAUUGUCUAUGCAUCGCUGCCGUGUAUCCGUCUCGGGGCGGGAAAUGCUUGUACAAAGCCCUCAUGGCCACUCAUAACCCCUCUGAAAGCGUUUGGAUUCCCCAGGGAGCAGCUGGUCUCUCUUGCAUCGCCAUUUCGACUCUUGCCCUGCCUCAGCCUCUCCUUCGCCAGCCCAGUCGACGGCGUCGACGACGACAGCCGCAUCAGCACCAGGCCGUAGCAGCAGCACAACAAUAAUCAUCGCAUCCAGCAGGCCGCAGCGGCAGGGGAGAGUGUCGCCGGAGAUAUCAGCAGCUGCUGUUGACUUGAUUACCGCCGUGACUGUCAUGCGACCUGACACUCAGUCUUAUCGCCGUCACGGUCGCCACCAUAGGAAAAACUCAGCUCAUCAUCGCGUUCAUCACCCAUCGCGGUCAUCAUCAUCAUUAACGCUCUCGUCACAACGUCAUCAUGCCUAACAAUUCAGACUACGAGUUGAGCAUCUACAGCAGAGAUUCUCGUACUCGUAGGCAUACUUUACGACCAUCGUCUGGCGGCGAACCUCCGCCUCCAGUCAGCGAUCUAUUUAGCUUGCCCUUGGAACUUCAUUACCUCAUCAUAGGUCAUCUGGAUCUCGAGAGUCUUUUACAGUUACGGAGGACAAGUCGUCUUUAUUAUUAUACGAUAACGCCCGAUCUUCUUCGCCAGCUGUUCGUCCGCAAUGGCCGUGCCUCUCUUAGCUUAGCCGCUUGUUGUCACGAGUGUCUGUGCAGUCCGGGACUCGAUCGUCUUGUCGUUGACUCGACCCUUGAGCCCUUCUCGUGGCGAUCUGUAUGUUUUCGCUGCUGGAGUAAUCGCAUCACCGUGGACUAUCACAUCAACCCAUGGCCUGUCAUACAAAUUGCAAAUGGCGAGGAUGGCUACAUAUGUCAUUUUUGUAAUUGGCCUGUUGUGAAUAACGGUCGCGAUGAUGGCGUCGACCGCCUCCAUGCUUCUUGUCGCUCUAGAAGGCGACUUGUUCUCCUGCUUUGGUUUGUUAUGGCCUUCUUGCAGUUCGGCAUUGGCGUACUGUGUGCUGUUUUGGCAUGGACACGUUACAAAGAGCAGGACAACAUCUUAAUCCCCUCGAGCAUUGAUUUCGCGCUGGCUAUGAUAUCUGUCGCUGUUUUCAUCUGCCGCAUUUGCACCAACAACGAAAAGAAAUAUUCUAGGCUUCUCUUUACAGAGCUGGUCCUAACCGUUUUGCGGAUACCCCCGGUUGCUUAUUCUGCUCGCUCUACGGUUGUGAUCAAGAACGAUGUUAGCCUGCUUCCAGAGGUCGGGUUUGGGGUUUUCUUAAUAAAUCUGUAAGUUAUCACAUCGUUCCUCCUGUUGCGGUGAUGACUCUGGCGUGCUCAUUGACUUGCUAGCAUCUUCCGAGUAUUGGAUUUCAUAGGCCAUGCUUUCCUCAAUGCCGGUUACGACCCACGGAGAUUCCUACAAAAGGGUUUAUCUCGAAGACGAAAAUUACUCUAUGGAAUCCUAACCUUUUUGGUAUAUUUUGCAUAUAUUCCUUUCUGAUGUCAUAUUAUAUUUGCAUAACGGGGAAGUAAAUACCGAGCCCGGCGCGAUUGCCAGACAUCUUGGUACAAAAGAUAAUGAUAACGCGAUCGUAUGCUUGAGUAUGGGUACUGACAUGAUGCACGAGACAUGGGUCCUGGAGGUGUAUCAGAAGUACUGGCAGGAUUGCUGCAUUGAGUCAACGAUCUCUCCUGCAGACAUUACGAUAUCUUCCAGUAUAGGAAUCCGUACAACUAUCAGUGCGAGGAUGAGGCUUUUAGGCAAUGAGCCAACCAAACCGACCACGAUCAUAUAUGCAUGACACCUGGUGUACGGAAGCGCAAGUCGAGAAAAUGUUAACUCAAGCAAUCGACGCGAGAGGCCCUCGCACCAAUUUGAUACCCUGACAACUUAACAAAGGAGUGACUUCGACGGCCAGAACUCUCGAAUAUCAUAUAAUGUAUAUAAAAAUAUUUAGGCUUGACAUAAAAGAACAAUGAAAUGAUCUUACUCAGCA